Molecule: messenger RNA, 591 nt
Organism: Suillus paluster
Lineage: Eukaryota; Fungi; Basidiomycota; Agaricomycetes; Boletales; Suillaceae
Exons: 9
Coding region: 1-591 (196 amino acids)
Cellular component (GO): membrane; cytoplasm; mitochondrion
Source: RefSeq, a predicted model, not a curated record
AUGGCUUCAAUUCUUCGGUUGUACAAUGCUGCUCUCAUCCGAAGACCUAUGUUCGCACAAUCUGUUACUGCCGCUGUUUUAUUUGGUGCAGGUGAUGUAAUUGCCCAGCAAGCUAUUGAGCGUCAGGGCAAGAAUCAUGAUUUCAUGCGUACUGCACGUCUCACUUUUUAUGGAGGCGCGUUCUUUGGUCCAGCAUUGACAAAAUGGUAUCAACUUCUCAACCGGAUCAAGUUCCCCAGUCCUACGAAGGCUGUCAUGUAUCGCGUUUGGCUCGACCAGGCGAUCCUGACUCCCGUGGCUGUCGGAUUCUUUUUCGGCACAAUGAGUAUUCUAGAGGGAAAAGGUAUUUCUGGCGCACAGGACCGCAUUAGUACUGCAUACACCCCAACGUUAAUUCGUAAUUGGGGCGUCUUUAUACCCACCCAAAUCAUCAACUUCGCUAUCGUACCGCAUCAUCUCCAGUUUGUUGUCGUCAGUGUUGUCAGCUUGUUUUGGAACACAUACCUCAGCGCUGUCAAUGCCAGUUCGCAGCAUCAGGAAGCAAUCGAAGCAGAUAAAAGCACCGAGAAGCAGCAUGAUCGUACCUCGUGA